CCACUUUCUACUACGCACUUUCACACACUCACGCACUCCAAUUGCGUAAAAAGCCAAAUGCGCAGCAAGCUGCACUGCCACGCCCCUUCCAAAAACGCCCACUGCUCCGCCAAAAAACAGAGAGAGAGAGUGAGUGAAGGAGCAGACAGAGAGAGCGGGAUGCUGUGCGUAUGCGUGUUUUUGACACUUCCUUGUGCAUUUUAGGGAUACACACAAUGUGCGUGUGCUGUGAAAUCAAGUGAAAGGCCAAAACCAUCAACUAACUGAAUUAAAAUAUUGAAAAACUUUAAGAAUUGAGCGAAAAAAACCAGUUAAAAAAGAUAGGCAAGAAGCUGAACGGAAGCCAACGCUAGAGGGCGCCACAGCAGGCGUGUGUGUGUGUGAAGGAAUUUCCUGAAAGGACAAUAGGAAGAGAGAAGUCGGGGAGGAGAGAGAGAGCGAGCACAAACAAAAGGAGAAGUCCCGUGUGCGAGCAAGAUGGACAGCUCGCCGGAUCUGUCGCUCAAAUUGCGACGCGGUUCCAGCGAUUCGCGUGAUAACUUCUACAUGGAUUUUGCCCAGGGCAUCGACUCCGACAUCGAGGAGGUGGACAACACGGCCAACAAUCAGGAGGCCGGCGAGGUUCCACCGCCGCCGCUGCCCACAGUUUCGCUGGCCGAGGAGGUACUGCUCCUGGUGGCGCCACCGCCGCCGCCUCCCUCUUUACUGGGUCAGCCGCUGCCCACGCUAACGGAAACGGAUGAUAUACCGCCCACACCCACACCGCCACCACAGCAAAAGGACGAUGAGGGGGACGAUGAGGAGGAGCGGGAGGAGCCCGAUCCGGAGCAGGAUCAGGGAGCCCGAGCAGUGCCAUCGCCACCGGGUUCACCCAUUAAUUCGGUCCUUGAACUGGAGCUGAUACCACCACCACCAUUAUCGCCCAUGGAGGAUGCCGGCGUUCGCACCGAUGACGAUGGCGAAGGCGAGGAAACCGAUGAUGCCGAGGAGGUGGCGGCCAUUCCGCCGCCACACGAAAUGCUGGACAUUGAAAGCAAUCCCGAUGAGGAGGAGGUGGAGGAGGAGCAGGAGCAGGCUUCCCAGGAAGACACUCCCAAGGAAGAAGACGAAGAGGAGGACGACGACAAGUCCACGCCACCGCCACCACUGCCACCGCUUCCCUCAAAUUUCUCCUACGUGCAGGGCCACAAUCUCGGCCAGGUGACCCCGCCCCUGACCAAGUCGCCAUCCACCUCCCCCUCACCGCCCGUGACACCGCCGCCCUGCCCGGAACUCAACAUCAGUCGGAUGGUAUCGCCGCCUGCCCAGCACAUCAGUCAGAUACCACCGCUCACGCCCUCCGACGAGAGCGAGGGCGAGGCGGAGUCCCAGCCGAACUCACCGCCACCCAGACUGGAGGCGGAGCAGCCACCACCCGACAUGGAUCAACAGGAGCCCGAGGAUCCUGAGCUACCUGAGCCGGAAAACGAACCCGAACCCGAACCGGAACCCGAACCCGUGAGCGGAGCUCGGGAGGACUAUAGCCGUUCGCUGGACAACGAGGAUGAGUCCACCACCAUAACCACACCGCCCAGCAACGGUUAUUCAGCCUCCUCCAUCAUUGCUCCGCCUCCAGAGCAUUUUGCGGAACUAGACGAGGACAGGGGCUUCAUUCCACCACCACCCUUGGAGCAGGAGCCCGAGGAGGAGGAGGAGGAAGAGGAGGAAGAGCUGACCAAGGGGACGGACGAGAUCUCCGUGGACAGGGAAUCGCUGCAGGAUCAGGGCGGCGACAGCAUCAGUUCGCCGCGGCCCGCCAGCAUCUUGACUGGAUCCAUUUCCACAUCGGUUGGCGGCGGCGGAGCAGGUGGCUCACCGAAGCUCGAGAGUCGCGGACCAAGUCGCAGUGGCAGCCAGCGAUCGCAGCUGAGAUCUGGAUCGCAGCAGGGAUCGAUUGCAGGAUCUCGCGGUGGCUCUCGCAUCGGAUCGCGCACAGGAUCCGUGGCCUCCGCCCAGGCGGCAGGCGUUCUCUCCCCGCAGGCCUCGCUCAAGUCGCAGACAUCCAUUCGCUCGCAGGGACAGGCAUGCGUCCGCAGUCCAGCCGGGUCCAUCAAGUCCGGAUCGCAGCGCGUGCAGAGUCCACAGGCCGGAGAGGGUGCCCCGGCGAUGCCGUCGCCGCCGCUAAUGAGGAGUCCGCCGCCGGAACUGGCCCGCCAGAUGCACAGUCCGCCAAGGAUAACGACGCCGCCAAGGGUCUGCAGUCCGCCGCUGGUCAGCAGCCCACCCAAGCUGGCCGAGUCCGCUGCCGCUGCCGUGGGAGUCGCAGCCGCCGUCAAGGAGCAGAUCGGCUCUAGUAGCUCCACCGCCGAACCGCUGGAGCCAUCGAAGCCAGAGCCGCUGAAGCCACCAAUAGCCACCGUGAGCUACCAGGAUGAACAGAAGCCACCACCACCAGCUGUUGCUGUUGCUGCUGCUGCUGCUCCAGCGGCAACCACGGCGGUCACCAGUCAGCCGAGGUCGCACUUCACGAGCAGCCACCAUCACUACCACUUGCCGCACCAGUUCCAGCAUCCGCACCACCAGAACCACCACACCCACAGUGUCAGGGUGCCCACGCCGACGGUGCCCAGCAGCUAUGCCCCACCGCCGCCGCCGCCCGACAGCGGGAGCAGCAGUUCGCCCGCGGACCGCCGGCGACUGUUCAUGGCAGGAGUGGCUCCGCCGAUCGCCGCCGGCGCUGGCUCCAUGAUGGCCAUGCCAGCCGAGCCAGUGGUGGCCAUAUCGCCGGGUAGGGUCUCAGCUCGGUCGGGUUCGCAGCACCACGUGACCAUCGACGAGUCCAGUCUGCCCAGCCACAAGGGCAACAUCCAGGAGACGCCGGGACCCAGUGGCCUGAUCAUUGGCGGCGGCGAUGGUGAAGGCGAUCGUGACAUUGGAGGCGGCGGUGGCGGUGGACCAGACAGCUCGGAUCCGCCCUCCUCGCCCGGCGGCAGCAGCUCCCAGCCGGCGCUCAGCGGCAGCCAGGCGGACGGACAGCUGGCGCUGAUGUACCACUCGCACCAGCUGACCAACUACCCAGUGCUGCCCGCCAUCAAGCGCACGCACCGGCCAUCCUUCGUCUAUCCGCCGAUGCCAAGGGUUAAAGCCGGCGAUGCACUGGCCACUCUGUUCUCCGCACUCUACGGCAAACUAUUGGUCGUCAUGGGCAUAGCAUUUCCCAUGGCCGAGGUUAUUUCCACCUACAUCCCACCCUCUUUCUAUGAGGUGUACUAUUUGUACUUGUACAUUGGCAGCAUGAUAUUCCUGCUCUUCAUGUACGCCACUUUGAUAUGGGGACGUCCCAAGUUGCCGGUUCCGAUUGCAACAUCGCCGAAUAAAUCGGCAACGAAGGCGAGCGGUACGGACAGCAUGGACGAGUCGGAUACGGACAGCAACUCAGUGCACCACCGACUUCCGCCGCCGAUUCCCGUGCGACGACCAUCGCUUCUCUCGCCACUCGGACGCCGGGAUGCCCACUACGGGAGCUUCUAUCUGCGCAUGGGCGCCGUGGCCUUUGGAAUUGGCAGCAUGAUCUACUCGGGCCUGGAGUUUGGGCAGUACUUCGAGCUCAACCCGGACACCAAGUGCCACAACGUGCUGCUGGCCUUGACUCCGGCCACCCGGAUGGCCUUCAUCUUCAUUCAGAUGUACUUCAUCUUCCUGAACAACGAGCAGAUCAAGGUGUAUCGCUACAAGAUCAUUGCACGCUUCGGUUUAAUGCACAUGAUUGGCACGAACCUGGCCGUUUGGCUGAAUGUCCUGAUCCAAGAGACGAAGCACGAGAUUUUGACGUUCUACAAUCCGGAGAAUCGCACGCUGAGGAUUUCGCACCGAAUACCAGGACACUCCAGAGGUCAUGCCAUAAUCCAGCACGAUCCGACGGCCCAUCUGCGAGUGCCGCGCGGCUUGAAGGGACCUUACCAGAUCUUUGAGUGCCGGCGAACGAACAUCAUCGGUACAUUGGUGCAGGACGCCUCGCCCUUUCUGUUUCCCUGCACCAUCGAGUACUCGCUGAUCUGCGCGGCCAUAUUGUACGUGAUGUGGAGGAGCAUCUCCAGGCCGCAAACACCGACGCCCCAGCGUCCGGAUAUGAUCAGCUCGCCGAUGAAGCGAUCACCGCACCACUAUUCCGUGGACUGUGCCCGUGCCCACAAGGGAUUGUUUGUGGGCAUACUCAUCCUGGUGCUAACCAUCAUAUCGCUGAUCAUCUUCUUUGUGCUGAUCUCACGGCCGGAGUUCGUGGCCAUGGCCGUAACGGAGGUGACCAUUUGCGAGCUGCUCAUCUAUGGCACGGCCACGAUAGCCACUUUGGUGGGCAUGAUACAGAUCCGUCAUCUGCAGUACGAUGCCUACAGAAGUUUCUCGCUGGAUGACAUCCUGCUGGUGGGUGCGCAGACCGGCUCGUUUCUGUACAACAUCUUUACGGUCAUCGCCGGGCAUUUCACCCUGCGCAGUGAUGACAUGUUGGUGCCCAUCAACGCCCUGGCCUCCAUUGUGCAAACCGCCUGCCAGACCAUGUUCAUUUUGGAUGCCAGCCGGCGGCAGGCCGUCAGUCCGGAGCACUUGCGCAAGAAGCCAGGCCGCGAGAUUGUCACCUUCAUGCUGGUCGUCAAUCUGGCCAUGUGGGCCAUCAGCACGCUGGAGAAGUCACGCGCGGAAUCGCAUCCCAUUCAACUGAACUUCUACGGCUUGUGGGCAUGGACGAUUAUCACGCAUGUGUCGAUGCCGCUGGCCAUAUUCUAUCGAUUCCAUUCGACAGUCUGCCUGUGCGAGAUCUGGAAGAGGGCCUACAAGCUGAAGCCCACGUAUAUGUGAGAAUUCGCCCGCUCGCGCAUCCAGAGCAUUGCGCAGCAGCAGCAAUUCUGCGAGGAUCUCAAGACGAACCUGUCCUACUGCUACUGCUCCACUACGCUGGCUGGCGGCGAGCUGGAGACCGUCGAGGAGGUGGAUAGCGGCGAGUGUAAUUCGGCAGAGGAUGCCGCGGCCGGAUCGGGAGGAUCGGGUGGAUCAGGCGGAUCGGGCGGAUCCCGAGGAGGUGCUGGAGGUGCCGCCGAAGCGGGAGAGGCCGGUGGAGAGGGGCAACAGGGCGGCGACAGCAGCUGUGGACUCAAGGUACCCAACCGGGCACUGUCGCCGCAAUCCCUCAAUACGGAGAAGGCCUUCUGUCCGGUAUACGUGAUCAACGGCGAAUGAGUUUACGCGCACUUUGAGUUCAUCGACGCGAUCAGCGGGCAUGAGCUCAGCUUUGUCUAGGACUUGCAUCUGCUGGACACGAAAUCAAACCAAACCAAACGAAAUCAAACCACACCACACCACUUCACACCACCAUUACCAAUCCACCCACCAACGAACAACCAAAAACCAUACAACUAGGCACCCAUCUUCGAGAACCACCAAGAGCAACAACAUUUGACCAAGCGGAUGCAAGCGUUGAGAGCCAAAAACAUAUCCUAAAAGGAAAGAGGAGAAGAGGAAAACAUUAGGAGGACAUGGGAGUACGAAGGGUCUCAAGCAAUGGAAAAUCAAAAAGUUAGGCACAAGCUAUGAUAAAAACAAUGGGUUAAUCUUAGGAUAUGCAGCAAGGAUAAGUCAAUGUUGAAAUUGCAAGCAAUGCCACUAGGGCGUAUACGCAAUAAAUUCCCAAGCAAUUGUCACUAGUGCGUAUACGCAAUAUCUUAAAUGGUUUAGUCUCGUAAUGUUCACCUAAAACCCCAUUGGCUCUAAAAGAAAAAAGAAGGGAAAGGAAGUUUAAGGGAUACAUAUGCAGAUUUUAGCAUUAACCAAAAUGUUGUAUGCGAUUUGAAGGGCCGUAUUUUGGGAUCUCUGGUAGCAAGUGAGCGCAAUGAGUAGUAUUGUAGGCAAAACAGAAAAAACAACGUAACCGUAGAUGAAUUCAUGUUUAUCCCACACACAUACAGCCGCAAGUUCUACGGAAAUAUCAAGUUUGAUAAAUGUUGCAAGAAACUGGACAACAUUUUAUAUAUUUAUAUAUAGCAACUGACUGAGGAUCAGCGAAAACGGGUUGUGAACCAACCGCACUACGAGGUAUGCCGCCAAACUAACGAUCAACCAAAAAUAUAGAGAGCAGUAUACCAAAUAUGUACGAGUAUAACCGAAAACAGCGAGUUCUAUCACAGAUAUUUACAAUGAUUAUUAAUCGGCGUUCCAAAGCAAACUGCAUAUAUUUCAGCAACUACACGUUAGAAAAGGAAAAAAGAUAGAAAGAGGAAAAAAGGCGAAAAGUGGAGAAAGGAGAGGAGUAAGAGGGAUUGGAGAAGUCAUUAACCCCACCAGAAAUCGAGGAGUCGCAAAAGUUAUUAGACAACACCGUACUACAUAGUAGACGGUUCACACAGCCUAGCACCUAAGGAUAUAAUACUCACAUACAUGCAUGUAGAAGUUCAAUCCGCAUUGCUAAACCCCCAAACCGCCCCCUUUUCAAAGACCCCAAACCCACCCAUGGAUGGUUUGAGCCCCUUGUUGAGACGCCUGAUUUGUAGCUUAGCAUUUAACCAAAAUUUGUUAACUUGACUUGAAUCCGAAUAGGUUUUUUAAUGUGAUACGUUUGUGCUUGUUCCGAUUCCCAAAUUUCCCACAAUUUACCCGGAAAAACCAACCCAAUUCAGUAUUAUGAAAGCUCAAAGAAAACGAAAUUGUAGAAGGACAAAUCAAGAGAUUGCGAAUAAUUCGAAUAAAAUCACUUACUGUAAGACGCACAAAUCUAUUUAAGAACGUAUUAAUAUGUCUGUGUUUUUUUUGUCUACCAUAAUGGUAUAAGAUACGUAUAGAUAUAGACUCAUAGACUCCACUCACACAUACGACGAUGCGAUGCGAUCUAUGUUUUCAAUGCCAAAGAGUUCCAUUAUGUAGCCUAUGUUGUAAUUCUUGUUUCCUGUUGAGUUCGAGUUUUUUGAAUCUACUGACUCAUCCAUUGUAUAUUCAAAGUUAUAUGAAUGCCAAAAUCGAAAUCGAAAUCAAAACCAAAAACAAAAACUUAAGGGAAUACAAAAACAAACGAUAUAUAUAUAUAUAUAUAUAUAUAUAUACAUAUAUAUUAAAUUAGUUAUUUCAAUUUUUAUACUCGUACUAAAUUUUUAACUAGAAUUAACUGUAACUUUGUAUGCAUUUUCUUACAUGUAUUUAUUGUACGCCGACUCGAAAAACACUGCUCGAAAAAUCGCAUGUUCAGCGAAAAUGAAAAUUGAAAAUUGAAAAUCGAAAAUUGUAUUGUAUUUACAGCCGAUUGUAUUAGAAUUUAUUGAAACUAAGUAGUUAUGAUGAGCGAUCGAACUCAUUAGAGGAACUCCUAAUCCACGUAGAAUCGAAGGACAUUUUAUGCGAAAUUAAUAAAACUCAAAGAAAAUCGGACACAAAAAAAAAUCAAAAACAAAAACAAACUGAAAUAUUCAAGUUAUACCCGACAACCACUAUUUGUUCUUAUUAUUCAAGAAGAAAAAUCAAAAUAAACGUAAUAAUCGUAAUUGUGGGACUCACUUUUAAAUGCGUCUAAGAAAACUGCUUUCUAUUUCUGAACUUUUAAAUUUCAUAUUUAACUAUUUAAUGAUUUAAAUUCUUGUAUAUUUUCCAAAACAUAACCACCACACUUUUUGCUUUUCUAUUUCCAUUUUCCAAUUGUUUUAUAAACAAUAACAUUUCAACUGCAUCUUUGAAUUCAUAUAAUAUAAUAAUUCAUACAAUAUUUAUGGUUACGCAUUGGAUUGUUCAAAUAUUCCCUAGGAGUAUUUGCUUUAUUCGCAUAGUAAGUAAUUGCAAUUUCCACAUUUCUCUCCAUCAUUCACUGUUCUAUUCUAGCCUUUUUCAAAAAACCUACGCCCCCCCGUCUAGAAUCCACUUUCUAUUUCAUUUCAAAACCUUUUUCCAAAAAGAAAAUACUCAACCAAUACAACUUGACUAAGGAAACUAGGAAAAGCAAUUUGUAUUAAGUGUUACAAGUAUUUAUACGUAUUUACAAUAAUGGCUAUGAAGAUAUGAAGUUAAAACACACAAAGUAAAACUAGUCGUGAAUGUUCUGUGUUCCCCAAAAAAAACAUACAUAAAUUACCACCACCACCACCAGCAGCCCCUGUACACCCAAAAGAAAACUAUAUUGACUAUAAAAGAGCAGUAAAUAUGCAAUAAAUAUGAAUAAUAAAUUGAAACGUAAUUCGAUUACUAUGGAAAA
Molecule: messenger RNA, 8200 nt
Organism: Drosophila yakuba
Lineage: Eukaryota; Metazoa; Arthropoda; Insecta; Diptera; Drosophilidae
Gene: OtopLc
Product: proton channel OtopLc
Exons: 6
Coding region: 478-4833 (1451 amino acids)
Biological process (GO): proton transmembrane transport
Cellular component (GO): membrane
Molecular function (GO): proton channel activity
Source: RefSeq, a predicted model, not a curated record